AUAUUAGGGAGCUAAAGUUGAUUAUUGCCUACUAUAAAUUAAAAAAAAAGGCCUGCUUAGCUGUUCAGACUCCUCAAGCCUUUCAUAUACAGAAUAAGAACAGAAAAACCUCUGUUAUUUCCUCCCUCUCCCUUUUUCUCUCUGCUUGAAGAUUUGAACACCGGAAGGGGGAUUCGGAGUCUAAGAGGGCUGAAAACAUGAGCGUAAUUGAUUUACUGACUCGUGUCGAUGCGAUCUGCAAGAAGUACGACAAAUACGAUGUCACGCAGAAGGAUUCCACCAUCUCCGGCGAGGACGCCUUCGCCCGCCUCUACGCCGCCGUAGAGUCUGACAUCGAGGAAGCGCUCCAGAAAGCGGAGACAGCUGCGAAUGAGAAGAGUAGGGCGUCGGCUGUAGCGAUCAACGCCGAACUUCGGAGGACCAAGGCUAGAUUGCUCGAAGAAGUUCCUAAAUUGCAGCGUUUAGCUGUUAAGAAGGUUAAAGGACUUUCAACAGAAGAACUUACUGCCCGUAACGAUCUGGUCCAUGUCUUGCCUGAUAGGAUUCAAGCCAUACCGGAUGGGUCUGCAGCUCCACCCAAAUCAUCUGGGGGUUGGGGAACGUCAGCUUCAGCUCCUCGUACAGAAAUAAAAUUUGAUUCAGAUGGAAAGUUCGACAAUGAAUACUUUCAGAAUACUGAAGAAUCAAGUGGUUUCAGGCAAGAGUAUGAGAUGCGGAAAAUGAAUCAGGACCAAGGAUUGGACGUCAUAGCAGAAGGUUUGGGUACACUAAAGAACAUGGCCCAAGAUAUGAAUGAGGAAUUGGACAGGCAGGUUCCUCUUAUGGAUGAGAUUGACACUAAGGUGGACAAGGCAACAUCCGAUCUGAAAAAUACCAAUGUCAGAUUGAAGCACACUGUUAAUCAGCUGAGAUCUAGUCGAAACUUCUGCAUCGACAUCAUUUUGCUGUGUAUUAUUCUUGGAAUAGCAGCCUAUCUAUACAAUGUCUUGAAGAAAUGAAAUUGGCUCGACCGUUCAUCCUUUUUCUGUUUCGAGUAUGCUCGUUGCUUUAGUGAAGGGUGCUGCUGCUGUAUGUGGUUGGUUUGUGUUACUGAUCGGCAUAUGUGUGUGUGUAUUUCUUUGUUUGUUUCAUGUUGCGGGAGAGAAAUGGUUACUGGUGUUCUAUAUAAUACCUGUUUGUAUAAUUAAUUCUUGAUCUAGUUCAAUCAUUCCAUUCAGCUUCUGUAAAUCUGGGAAAUUUCAUUUUUUGAUUGGUUGCUUGAGAUCUUUUCA
This is a messenger RNA of Salvia miltiorrhiza (redroot sage), 1271 nucleotides long. Its product is annotated as syntaxin-71-like. Gene Ontology annotation, cellular component: endomembrane system; SNARE complex; membrane. Gene Ontology annotation, molecular function: SNARE binding; SNAP receptor activity. Lineage: Eukaryota; Viridiplantae; Streptophyta; Magnoliopsida; Lamiales; Lamiaceae. The transcript is spliced from 9 exons. The coding region runs from base 198 to 998 and encodes 266 amino acids. Gene Ontology annotation, biological process: vesicle fusion; intracellular protein transport. The record is from RefSeq and is a predicted model, not a curated record.